This is a messenger RNA of Linum tenue, 363 nucleotides long. NCBI's taxonomy places the organism in Eukaryota, Viridiplantae, Streptophyta, Magnoliopsida, Malpighiales, Linaceae. The record is from the annotation of a GenBank genome assembly.
AUGAAGCUUGUUUUGGUUGUCUCUCUUCUACUGCUACCCUUCUUCCUUCAGCAAGCUCAAGGGAUUCGGCCGGAGAAGGGGUUUCUUGAUCAUCACCAGCAGGAAUCCGAGGUAGUGGCAAUGGAGAAGAAGAGCUCAUCACCACCAUCAAUGGAGGAAAGAAGUAGUUUUGAUGAUCAUCAUAGUAAUGGAAACAGAGUAGCAGUAGUAGUGGGAGAAGAUGGAGCUGUGUGCAAAGAAGGGCAGGAAUGUAAGAAUACAGUGUCAUCAGUUACCAAGAAAUCAUCAUCGUCUUCCUCCUCACAUCAUUGGCUUCAUGAAGAUUACUAUGGUCCUAAGAUUCACAGACCUAGGCACCAUUAA